Cryptococcus wingfieldii CBS 7118 is the source of this 759-nucleotide messenger RNA. RefSeq lists its product as hypothetical. Gene Ontology annotation, cellular component: peroxisomal membrane. Gene Ontology annotation, biological process: regulation of peroxisome size; peroxisome fission. Lineage: Eukaryota; Fungi; Basidiomycota; Tremellomycetes; Tremellales; Cryptococcaceae. The coding region runs from base 1 to 759 and encodes 252 amino acids. The transcript has 7 exons. The record is from RefSeq and is a predicted model, not a curated record.
AUGAGCAACAUCGCUGCCGAGAUCAUCCUUCACCCCAAGGUCAACCAGACCCUCGCUGUUCUCGCUACAACAGUCGGCAGAGACAAGGUCACAAGGCUUCUGCAGUACAUUGCUAGGCUCUUAGCAUGGUCUCUGUUGCAUCGUGGGAACGUUGAAGAGGCUGCUCGUUGGAACGGACUCAAGGGUGGCCUCGCGAAUGGUAGAAAAGUUAUGCGCCUGUUCCGUCCUGCCGAGUUCCUGCAAUCAGCUAUAAAUCUCGCCCAGAGGCCUGGUCCUGCCCAGGUCGCCCACAUUGCGCAGAUUGGACGCCAGAUUGGCUACGCAGGCUUCCAUACAACGGACAUGAUCACAUGGCUGUCCUCCAUCCGAUUCCUCAAGUAUGACAAGCUCAAGACAGACCGUAUACAGCGACUCAUGUAUAAGUUCUGGUUCGCCGGUGUCCUCAGCUCCUUGAUUUCAUCUAUUGCCUCACUGCUUCGGCUUCGCGCAGACUCUAGAAGGUUUGCGCUUUCGACCGAAGUCGCGAAGAGGGAAGAGAAGGAGGGCAACUUGGAAGCUGCCUCGAAGGACGCUCAACGUGAAACGAUCAUCUCGCAGAUCCUCAGCGACUCCUUGGACAUCUGGAUUCCUGCUACCGGUCUUGGACUUGCCAACUUGAGCGACGGAACCUUGGGUCUCUUUGGCGUCGUCACGUCAUGCAUGGGCGUCCAGGCGCAAUGGAACAAACACUCAGCUGCGGGUGUGAGAAAGACCAAGUAG